This is a messenger RNA of Zalophus californianus (California sea lion), 4430 nucleotides long. It is a transcript of the gene CNTN6, whose product is annotated as contactin 6. NCBI's taxonomy places the organism in Eukaryota, Metazoa, Chordata, Mammalia, Carnivora, Otariidae. The record is from RefSeq and is a predicted model, not a curated record. Gene Ontology annotation, molecular function: protein binding.
UGCCCCUGGGAUGGCAGCUGCUGGCAGCUCUCUCUCAUUCUGUGAAGGAUGGUGAAGAUAGAGCUGUUUUUUCAAUAUAGGGAGAAUUUUCCUUUUGACUGUUCCAAACGGGAGAUUUGCACAUGUGCCUCCAGAACUAAUUGUCUAGGUUCCGUCAGGAAUGCAGCAGGAGAGGAGCGGAUUUCAUGCCUAAGACCAGAGAAGAGCCACGCAAUACUCAGUGGAUAAAAGGCUCGCAGUCCCAGCUGGGAAAAAGAGUCCCAUUAUCUCCCAGCUGCAUAGACAUUCCAUACGGCUUGGUUCUGCCUGGAUGCACAGCAUGCCUGGCUGAGAGCUUGAAACAGAGUUCUGCAGAAAAAUUGUAAAGAUCCCGACAUUUCCCUGACUCUUGAGAUACUGACUGGAAGAUAGACAUUUUUUUUCCUGCUGAUUGUAUGGGAGAAAUUUUGACCUUAGAAAGUGGAAAUGAGGUUGCUAUGGAAACUGGUAAUUCUGCUGCCACUCAUAAAUACUUGUGCAGGUGCUGGUCUUUUGAGUCAUCCUAUUUUUACCCAGGAGCCACAAGAUGUUAUUUUUCCUUUGGAUUUAUCAAAAUCUGAAAUCAUCUUGAAUUGUGCCGCCAGUGGUUACCCUUCACCUCAUUAUAGGUGGAAGCAAAAUGGCACAGAUAUUGAUUUUACCAUGAGUUAUCACCACAGGUUGGAUGGAGGCAAUUUGGCAAUCAGUAGCCCCCGUACAGAUCAAGAUAUUGGCAUGUACCAGUGCCUGGCCACCAACGCUUUGGGGACAAUUCUGAGUCGGAAGGCAAAGCUCCAAUUUGCAUAUAUUGAAGACUUUGAAACCAAAACAAGAAGCGCAGUGUCCGUCCGAGAAGGUCAAGGUGUGGUGCUUCUCUGUGGCCCACCACCACACUUUGGAGAUUUAUCUUAUGCAUGGACCUUCAAUGAUAACCCCUUAUAUGUUCAAGAGGACAACAGGCGGUUUGUAUCCCAAGAGACAGGAAACUUGUACAUUGCCAAAGUGGAACCAUCAGAUGUGGGCAACUACACUUGCUUCAUAACAAAUAAGGAAGCCCAGAGAAGUGUUCAAGGACCACCUACUCCAUUAGUGCAGCGCACUGAUGGUGUGAUGGGGGAAUAUGAACCAAAGAUUGAAGUGCGUUUUCCUGAAACUAUACAAGCUGCAAAGGAUUCAUCUGUAAAACUGGAAUGCUUUGCCCUUGGAAAUCCAGUCCCUGAUAUUAGUUGGAGGAGGUUGGAUGGAAACCCGUUGCCAGGGAAAGUCAAGUACAGCAAAUCCCAAGCUAUUCUUGAAAUCCCGAACUUUCAACAGGAAGAUGAAGGCUUCUAUGAGUGCAUUGCAGGCAACCUUCGAGGAAGAAAUCUUGCAAAGGGUCAACUCAUUUUCUAUGCCCCACCAGAAUGGGAACAAAAAAUCCAAAAUACAUACCUGUCUAUCUAUGACAGUUUGUUUUGGGAAUGCAAAGCUAGUGGAAAGCCAAAUCCUUGGUACACCUGGUUAAAGAAUGGUGAACGCCUCAAUCCAGAGGAAAGAAUUCAAAUAGAAAAUGGGACACUUAUCAUAACUAUGCUGAAUGUGUCAGAUUCUGGUGUCUACCAGUGUGCGGCAGAAAACAAAUAUCAGAUAAUUUAUGCAAAUGCAGAAUUGAGAGUAUUAGCCUCAGCUCCUGAUUUCUCUAAAAAUCCCAUUAAAAAAAAUUCAGUUGUUCAAGUUGGUGGGGAUAUUACUAUCGAAUGCAAGCCAAAUGCUUUUCCUAGGGCAACUAUCUCCUGGAAAAGAGGAAUGGCGAGCCUGAGACAAAGCAAAAGAGUGUUUCUCUCAGAAGAUGGCAGCCUCAAGAUAUAUAACGUUACUAGGUCAGAUGCCGGAUCAUAUACUUGCAUAGCUACAAAUCAGUUUGGCAUUGCAAAGAACACUGGCAGCCUAGUCGUAAAAGAGAGGACUGUUAUUACCAUUCCACCUUCCAAAAUGGACGUUACAGUUGGAGAGAGUAUAGUCCUACCAUGCCAGGUGUCCCAUGACCCUUCCAUUGAAGUUGUAUUUAUAUGGUCUUUCAAUGGAGAUGUCAUAGACUUAAAAAAAGGAGUGGCUCAUUUUGAAAGGAUCGGAGGAGAAUCUGUUGGGGAUUUGAUGAUAAGGAAUAUUCAGUUAAAUCAUUCAGGAAAAUAUCUAUGCACUGUAAAAACAACUCUAGAAAGUUUAUCUGCUGUAGCUGAUAUCAUUGUUAGAGGUCCGCCAGGUCCCCCUGAGGAUGUAAGAGUGGAACACAUUUCCAGUACUACUUCUCAACUAAGCUGGAGACCAGGCUCAGAUAAUAAUAGUCCCAUUCAAAUAUUUACUGUUCAGGCUCGGACACCAUUUUCUGUGGGUUGGCAGGCUGUUUCGACUGUUCCAGAAAUUCUCAGUGGCAAGACCUACAAUGCAACAGUGGUUGGUUUGAGUCCUUGGGUGGAAUAUGAAUUUCGUGUUGUUGCUGGGAAUAGCAUUGGGAUUGGAGAACCAAGUAAAGCAUCAGAAUUGUUAAGAACCAAAGCAUCAGUCCCUGUUGUGGCACCAACAAACAUCAAUGGAGGUGGAGGAAGUCGGUCGGAACUCGUCAUUACGUGGGAGUCAAUUCCAGAAGAACUACAGAACGGAGAGGAAUUUGGGUACAUCAUCAUGUUGCGGCCAGUUGGCUCAACAGCCUGGACCAAGGAAAGAGUACCAUCUGUAGAAUCAUCAAGGUUUGUUUACAGAAAUGAAAGUAUCACGCCCCUCUCUCCCUUUGAAGUCAAAGUGGGUGUAUAUAAUAACGAAGGGGAAGGAUCUCUGAGUACCGUGUCCAUUGUCUACUCUGGGGAAGAUGAACCUCAACUGGCCCCAAGGGGAACUUCUGUCCAGAGUUUUUCUGCUUCAGAAAUGGAGGUUUCAUGGAAUGCUAUUCCCUGGAAUAGAAACACUGGAAGAGUGCUGGGCUAUGAGGUAUUAUACUGGACAGAUGACUCCAAAGAAUCCAUGAUUAGGAAAAUUAGAGUCAGUGGGAAUGUCACAACCAAAAACAUUACAGGGCUGAAAGCCAAUACCAUCUACUUUGCUUCCGUGAGAGCUUACAACACUGCUGGAGCAGGGCCCUCAAGCCCCCCAGUCAAUGUUACCACCAAAAAGUCUCCUCCAAGCCAACCACCAGCUAACAUUGCCUGGAAGCUGACAAACUCUAAAUUAUGCCUGAACUGGGAGCACGUAAAAACAAUGGAAAAUGAGUCUGAAGUGUUGGGCUACAAGAUUCUGUACCGGCAAAACAGACAGAGUAAAACACAUAUUUUGGAAACAAACAAUACAUCGGCUGAGCUUCUGGUUCCGUUUGAAGAAGACUACUUGAUUGAAAUAAGAACAGUUAGCGAUGGCGGGGAUGGAAGCAGCAGUGAGGAAAUUAGAAUUCCAAAAAUGUCAAGUUUGAGUUCCAGAGGAAUUCCGGCCUUAGAACCUAGCAUCUCCUCCCUGUCAGUUGUCAUAUUUUUUACUGUUUUACAAUUCAGCCACGUACACGAUGAAUAAAACCAUAAGUCUUUGAGAAUUUUUUGAAAGCAAAUCAUUCUGUAAAUAAGCUCUCGAGCCCCCAUCACAAAAUACGUUAUUGAUACAGACUUGUUUGGAAAGGAAAAAACAAAAGUGUAUAUUAUUAAGAUCUUGUAAAUAUCUAUAGUACAUUAAUAAAACAAUUUUAAACAUUUUUGAAUUUUAAAGUUCACACAUGAUUACAUACAUUCAGAAAGUGCCAGAUAAUCUGUGGAUUUGUAACUGCUAUGGCUUUUAAGCAACUUCUAUGGAAAAUAUAAAUAGCUCCCCUUGACGACAAUGAUAAAUAUGAGAUAGGUUACAGUUAUCAUAGAGAAGAUGUAUAUUUUUACAUGCUCCAGGCAAUUUACUUCAGUAUUAAAAAUUUUCACCCUACUUGGAAAUAAAAUGUAAUUAUUUGUUUAUAGUUGGGUUUCUUUAAAAAUGUAAGCUAUUCCAAGGGGUGAUGAUGUGCUUUUACCUCUAAAUGAGGUGAGGCUGGGAAAUAUUUGUACCCAAUAAUAUAUGUAUAUACAUGAUGUUCUUUUCAACUCACUUUUCUAGGAGGAAAAAUGGCAGGGAAAAGUGCUUUAUGGCAAAGAAAGAGAAAAGGGAAAUAAGCACCCAUCUAAAACAAUCUAACAACUCUGGUAUAUAAUAGGCAAUUUCUCACAGCAAAAUUUAAUUUUUUAAAUCAAUUUUGAAUUCUCCUAAGGAAAAAGUUGCAUGAACAAAUCUCAGGUAAUUAUUACAAAUUGUUAGCAAUGCAUGUGGCCUUGUUUCAUACAAUAAAUAAAUCUAGUAACAGAAUUAUUUAACCAAGUUUUUGACAUUUUGGUCAAUAUAUAUAUAUAUAUACAUAUAUAUAUAUAUAA